Molecule: messenger RNA, 945 nt
Organism: Hippopotamus amphibius kiboko
Lineage: Eukaryota; Metazoa; Chordata; Mammalia; Artiodactyla; Hippopotamidae
Product: olfactory receptor 9Q2-like
Exons: 1
Coding region: 1-945 (314 amino acids)
Biological process (GO): sensory perception of smell; G protein-coupled receptor signaling pathway
Cellular component (GO): membrane
Molecular function (GO): olfactory receptor activity; odorant binding; G protein-coupled receptor activity
Source: RefSeq, a predicted model, not a curated record
AUGGCUGGGAGGAAUUACACCGCAGUGACAGAGUUCCUUUUUACUGUGUUCGCUGAGCAUCCCGAACGGGGGCUUUCUCUCUUCCUGGUCUUUUUGGGUUUCUAUCUACUCACUCUGCUGGGAAACUCAGGGAUGAUCUUCCUGAUCCGCAAAGAUCGCCGGCUGCACACCCCCAUGUACUUCUUCCUCAGCCACCUUUCCUUUGCGGACAUCUGCUACUCCUCUGCCAUCGUGCCCCAGAUGCUGGCAGUGCUGCUGGAACACGGCGUAGUCAUCUCCAAAGCACGCUGUGCCGCCCAGUUCUUCCUCUUCACCUUCUUUGCUUCCAUGGACUGCUACCUCCUGGCAAUCAUGGCCUAUGACCGCUACGUGGCCGUGUGCCGACCCCUGCUGUAUGUCACCAUCAUGACCGAGAAGGCCCGCUUGGGUUUGGUAGCUGGGGCUUACGUGGCUGGUUUUUCUAGCGCCUUUGUUCGAACGGUCACCGCCUUCACGCUCUCCUUUUGUGGAAACAAUGAGAUCAACUUUAUUUUCUGUGACCUACCCCCUCUGUUAAAACUCACUUGUGGGGAAAGAUACACCCAGGAAGUGGUGAUUAUUGUGUUUGCUGUUUUUGUCAUGCCUGCUUGUAUAGUGGUCAUCUUGGUGUCCUACCUGUUCAUCAUUGUGGCCGUCAUGCAGAUCCGCUCUGCGGGGGGCCGGGCCAAAACCUUCUCUACCUGUGCCUCCCACCUCACUGCUGUCGCUCUCUUCUUUGGGACCCUCAUCUUCAUGUACCUGAGAGAUAAUUCAGGCCAGUCCUCAGAGGCAGACCAAGUGGUGUCUGUGCUCUACACGGUGGUGACCCCAAUGCUGAACCCCCUCAUCUACAGCCUGAGGAAUAAGGAGGUCAAGGAGGCUGUGGCGAAAUCCCUGAGCCAACCAAAGGCUUCUGGAAGGCCCUAG